AUGGCGGACGCGGCGGGCCCGUCCCGCCGCCGGCCCGCCUCGGCCUUCUGGGCCCGGGACCAUUCUGAUGAAGAACAAUCAAUAGUAUAUAUUCCAGGAAUUUCUACAGAAGGAUGUAUCAAAUCAAGACACAAGUUGAUGAGUCUAAAACCUAACGUUAAAGUUAAAACUUCUGGGGUGACUGCUGCUUCAGUCUCUAUGGAGUCUUUAAGAGGUGGUGGUGAUUCAGUAGAUCAACAGAGUUUUUGCAGGGCAGGAAUAAAGAGUGCAUCACUGAAGGAUUUAUGUCUUGAAGACAAAAGACGCAUCGCAAACUUAAUUAAAGAACUGGCCAGAAUAAGUGAGGAAAAGGAAGUGACAGAAGAACGGCUUAAAGCUGAGCAGGAAUCAUUUGAGAAGAAGAUCAGGCAUUUGGAAGAACAGAAUGAACUGAUCAUCAAGGAAAGGGAAGCUCUCCAGCUACAAUUUAUAGAAUGCCAAGAACUUCUAAGCCUGUAUCAGAAAUAUUUAUCAGAGCAGCAGGAGAAACUCACCAUGUCUCUCUCAGGUACUGCAAGAGAGCAAGAACAACAGGUAGCCAAUAGGAGAAGCACUCUCCAUUCUUCAUCCUUGGAAGUAAAUGGUUCCUACUUGAGUAUUGCCAAACCACAAGUCUACCAAAAUCAGCAAAGGCCCAAGUCUGCAAACCAGCACUCUUCUUCAGAUAACCUUAUGGAGUUAAGGAAUAGUUCUGUAAAACCACCAGUCCUUUAUGGUCCCAAAGAGAAGCUAGUUAAGGUGCCAUCAGAGACCAUGACAUGUAAUUAUGCACCUCAAAUCCACACAGAGAAGACUCCACCAGAGGAAUUGUUAAGGAAAGAAUGUCCACACCUUAAGCAUACUCUUUCUGAUCAUUGUUGCAGUCCUAAACUUUCUGAAAAUGCAGAUCAUGUUCUUGAGAACCAUCCUACAAACAUGGCUUCUCAGUGUUCCAAGACACAUCUGGAAUUAUGCAGUUAUUGUGGACUUUCCUGGACAUCUUUGAUGCAUGGUCAAGAGCCACUGCAGAUUCAUGAAAAUGAUGUCAAAAAGCAGCUCUCAGAAGAUAGAAGACACCAACUUAUGCUUCAGAAAAUGGAGCUAGAAAUUGAAAAGGAGCGCCUUCAGCAUCUGUUAUCUCAACAGGAGACAAAACUUCUCCUAAAACAGCAGCAGCUUCAUCAGUCUCGACUUGAUUACAAUUGGUUAAAAACUCAGACUGUAUUCAAAUUAAGAAACCGGGUUGCUGAUAAAGAGUUUACUAAACCUCAGGAGCUCAAUCCAAAUAUGAAUAGGAGUGACUCUGGAAGAAGUUUACUGACAACAAAAAGUGAUAGCUACCUUUUUGAUACAUCACUGUCCACCAAGAAGUACCAAGACUCCACAAACAGUGGAGACAAUAAAAAGGAGAAGAAAGUUGGGUUUCAGCCACAAAUAGAAGAUGAUGCCUCGUGGACUUGUCAAAGAAAAGAUCGACCUCAAAGAGGGACUAUGAUGGAAGCUAGAAAAGAUGCGUCCACAUCUCCUAUGAGAACUGGAAGCCAAAAGGAACUUGUAACCACAACCACAUCAUCAUUCAAACUAGACACCACCCGGUAUGAAUCAUCUCUGUUGGAUUUGGUUCAGUCUCUGAGCCCAACACUUGCUCCCAAACUCCAGCCACGACCUUCCAGAGAUGCCAGGGCCUGGCAUCACAGGACUAGCAGACUCAGUCCUGUGAAAUCAUCUUGGAGCAAGACGGGAAAAGUCAGGACCUCCGAAGACCUGGAGGAGAAUCAAAUUCUGGAAGACAUUUUUUUUAUUUGACACUGAAGCAUAUGCUGCAAAACUUCCAUUAUUUAUCUGUCUGGUUUUUUUUAUGUACUGAUCUUGGGUUUUAAAUUAUUUGAUUAUAAAAAAUCAUCUCUUCUCUCAUAGGGACCUAGCUCACUAACAUCCUGUUAUAUAUUGAAUAUAGAAAUCAGUCUAAUACCAGGGUGUUUUUGAUUAGACCAAUCAGUGUAUUAUGUUUUAAAGGUGCUAGAUGGAGAACCAAUAUCUUUUGUGGGCCAAGAAGAUUCUAGAAAACUCGCACAGGACACUUUUUUCAUUGAAUAUCCAACCUUAUUUCAAGAGUAUUUCCUUCUCAAUAUUUUGUUGGAAAAGUUGGUUCUCUCUUGUACCCUAGGAAAACUUUCCACUAAAAGAUCUUUUUCAUUUCAAGAUAGUCAUUCAACAUAGUCAUUUCGAAUAGAAAUGAUUCCAGGAAGAUAGAAUCCCUCCAUCUCUCCACAUUGCUCAUACCUCUUAUUUCUACUUGUACUGGAUUGCAGUGUAAUAAUUAAUGCUGGAAUUACUUCAGUGUCCCUGCUAUCACGAGCAAUGCUGAGUGUCAUCUGUGAAUCAGUCUCCUUAGUCAUCAGUCUCAAGCUUAACUGAAGAUCUCAGUAACUAAAGACAACCAGGCUUUGGAAACCAGAAUUAAAUAGCAUAGGAGAGGGAUUUCCUAAGAGAAAUGCAGUGGAGGAACAAAUCUAAAAUGUUUUUCCCACCAUUUCUUAUUUACUUGGGGAUGAAUAAAAGUAAAUUCUCAGUGUUUUUAUUGACCCACAUGUCUGUUUUAUUCACCCUGGUAAACGUCUUGUGGUUGCGAUCAUGAGAAAAAGAGCAUAACCCAACUGCUGCAAGAUCAGAGGUCCUUUCCGAUCCCCACUCUCACCCCAGUAGGAAAGAAGACAGACCCUGGGCUAGCCAGGCAUCAAAUGUGGUCUGCUCAAAACCAUUUUCUCAUUGCCUCCAAGCAAUCAUCAGAUUAUGCUCCACUGUCCCCAAGCUGUCUGCCCCUUCCACCUUUACUUUCCCACUUAGACUCACUGAGCCAGAGGUAGCCUGUGAGGAAAGCUUAAUGGAGGCCUCAUUCUCUAUAUUCUCCUACAGUGCUCCUGAAA
Molecule: messenger RNA, 2945 nt
Organism: Suncus etruscus (white-toothed pygmy shrew)
Lineage: Eukaryota; Metazoa; Chordata; Mammalia; Eulipotyphla; Soricidae
Product: KIAA1328 ortholog
Exons: 11
Coding region: 1-1824 (607 amino acids)
Source: RefSeq, a predicted model, not a curated record